UUUCCGGGGGGCGGGGCCAUUAGGCUGAAGCCCUUAAAGGGACCCGGUUGUGGGGCUCGGGAGGCGGCACCGCUGGAGUCUUCGCGGGGCGUCCGUUCCCGAGCAGUUUCAGGAGAUUAGGAUACCUGCUGCCUCCCUCUGAAGUUGGACUCUGGUUGGAAGGAGGCCCUGAGCAGCCAUCUCAGCAACCUCAGAGACUCGGUCCUAGGUCAGGUGCCAUGACAGAGAAGGUUCUGGUGACAGGUGGGGCUGGCUACAUUGGCAGCCACACAGUGCUGGAGCUGCUGGAAGCAGGUUAUUCCCCAGUGGUCAUGGACAACUUUCACAAUGCCAUCCGCGGAAGGGAUUCUAUGCCUGAGAGUCUGCGGCGGGUUCAGGAGCUGACAGGCCAUUCUGUAGAGUUUGAAGAGAUGGAUAUCUUGGACCAGGCAGCCCUACAACAUCUCUUCAAAAAGCACAGCUUUAUGGCAGUCAUCCACUUUGCUGGGCUCAAGGCUGUGGGCGAGUCUGUGCAAAAGCCUUUGGAUUAUUACAAAGUGAACCUCACAGGGACCAUCCAGCUUCUGGAGAUCAUGAGCACCCACGGAGUGAAGAACCUGGUGUUCAGCAGCUCAGCCACCGUGUAUGGGAAUCCCCAGUACCUGCCCCUGGACGAGGCCCACCCCACAGGUGGCUGUACCAACCCUUACGGCAAGUCCAAAUUCUUCAUCGAGGAAAUGAUCCGGGAUCUGUGCCGAGCAGACCAGGCCUGGAAUGCAGUGCUGCUGCGGUAUUUCAACCCCACAGGUGCCCAUACCUCAGGUCUCAUUGGGGAAGAUCCCCAGGGCAUCCCCAAUAACCUCAUGCCCUAUGUCUCCCAGGUAGCUAUUGGGCGACGGGAGGCACUGAAUGUCUUUGGCAACGACUAUGACACAGAAGAUGGCACAGGUGUCCGGGAUUAUAUCCAUGUUGUGGAUCUGGCCAAAGGUCACAUAGCAGCCUUGAAGAAGCUGAAGGAGCAGUGUGGCUGCCGGAUCUACAACCUAGGUACAGGCAUGGGGUAUUCGGUGCUGCAGAUGGUCCAGGCCAUGGAGAAAGCCUCCGGGAAGAAGAUUCCAUACAAAGUUGUGGCACGGCGAGAAGGUGAUGUGGCUGCUUGUUACGCCAACCCCAGCCUGGCCCGAGAGGAGCUGGGAUGGACAGCAGCCUUGGGGCUAGACAGGAUGUGUGAAGAUCUAUGGCGCUGGCAAAAGCAGAAUCCUUCAGGCUUUGGCACACAGGCCUGAGGCUGCCCCUCCACCAGGGACCAGAAAACAAAAAAAAGGAACAACUGCUUACUCUGGAAGGAAAAAUAGGGGCCUCAGAAGCCUCCCCUACUUCAAAUCUCAGCUGAAUCUACUCAGCCCACUAAGACUGAAGCCAAAGGCUCCCUAACCUGGAGUCAAGUGUCUUUUCUUCUGCUUCCCAUCUGAGAGACCCAUUAGGAGUACCAAAAAAGAGGGAGAGGACGGGGCCCUGGGGUAAGACACUCUCCUCCCAGGCACUAAUUUAUAUUGCUAAGAAGAGCUUGCCAAAGUAUUUAAAAUUAAAAGUUUUCUUACACUGGG
Molecule: messenger RNA, 1586 nt
Organism: Erinaceus europaeus (western European hedgehog)
Lineage: Eukaryota; Metazoa; Chordata; Mammalia; Eulipotyphla; Erinaceidae
Gene: GALE
Product: UDP-galactose-4-epimerase
Exons: 11
Coding region: 219-1265 (348 amino acids)
Biological process (GO): beta-D-galactose catabolic process via UDP-galactose, Leloir pathway
Cellular component (GO): cytosol
Molecular function (GO): UDP-glucose 4-epimerase activity
Source: RefSeq, a predicted model, not a curated record